Geodia barretti is the source of this 1885-nucleotide messenger RNA. The record is from the annotation of a GenBank genome assembly. NCBI's taxonomy places the organism in Eukaryota, Metazoa, Porifera, Demospongiae, Tetractinellida, Geodiidae.
GCAACGUGCAACUUGAUACUAAACUCCGCGUGUCCGGUAAGUGUUGCGCCAAGCCAAUUUCUACGAAGACGGGAAUCUCCCGCAGCAGCAUUCUGAAACAGAGGUCGCUCACCUUCCAACAAUCAGAGAGUGAAGCUCCUCUACACAACAUGUGAGAAACGAAGAAUGACGUCAUCGCGGCGUGUUUCUAAUUACUGCACACCUAUUCUACCCGCGCCCGCCCACUUAUUUCGGGAAAGAGAACUUUAGCCCGCCAGCCGCGUCGUCAUGUCUCAAAAGACCGAGACCAAGAAGGAAGAGUUCAGGAAAUACCUGGAGAGUGCUGGAGUUCUGGACGCCCUCACAAAAGUUCUAGUGGGGCUCUAUGAAGAACCAGAGAAACCAAACGAUCCACUGGUGGUCCGGUGGACCAGUUUCUUGAAGCAGCAGCUGCACGGAGGUCUCCCGGAGCCGGUCGAUGCCGAGAUGCUGCGGAGGGAAAAUGAGGAGCUCCAGAGAAAGAACAGAGAGCUGGAGGCAAAGGUCGUGGAGCUCACAGCUGCACCGGAUGAGGUGUUCUAUACUUGUGCCUGGACCUUUGAUCAGGAGACGGGGGAGAGCCUGUUGGCCAUUGCUCGGACUGAAGGGAAUUAUCAGAAUCAUAGGUCUUUCUCUGGUCAUGGAAAUGCCAUCAACGAACUGAAAAUCCAUCCAAACAAUCCUGAACUGCUCCUCUCUGCAAGCAAAGACCACGCACUGAGGUUCUGGAAUCUCAAGACCUCGGUGUGCGUCGCCAUAUUUGGCGGAGUGGAGGGUCACCGGGACGAGGUUCUGAGUUCCGACAUUAACCCCUCGGGAACCCUCAUUCUCUCCUGCGGGAUGGACCACUCCCUCAAGGUCUGGGACAUGGAGUCUCUGGAACUGAAGAACGUGGUUCAGGAGUCGUACAAGUACCAGCGAGGGAUCAAAAAAUUCGAAGUGACAAACUGUGACAUUUGGUACAUUCGGUUCUGUCUGGACCGUCUCUACGAGACUCUUGUCCUGGGGAACCAGGUGGGGAAGAUAUACAUGUGGGACCUGACGGGCGAGGACCCCUCACGAGGGAAGCCACACCUCCUCACCCACAGCAAGUGCACCGCCGCAAUAAGACAGGUCACAGUCAGCAGGGAUGGAAAUAUGUUGCUGAGUGUUACUGACGCUGGUACCGUAUGGAGAUGGGACAGAAGAGAAACUAAAAAAUGAUCAUUUCACAUUACAUCAUCAUUACAUUAUCUCAAUUAUACAUGAACUAAUGCCUGAUGGUACGUGUCACUGAAUUGUUUUGUUGAGCUAAAAAUAGAACCUGAAACAUUUUGGCAGCAGCUAGUCAUCCCACUCAUCAUCAGCAGCUCCCUCCACUGCGUCCUGUGCUAGAGUGCUAGGGACCUCCUUCAUCAGCUUAACUCCCAUUACUUUAGAUGUCCAGCUAGCCCCCGUGGCCUCGCCCCCAGUGAAAUUUGAUGAUCUCGUCUUCUGUACCAUAUCCAGCUUUGUGAACGAGUCUAGAAGAUGAUGUCAUGAUUACAUCAUUGUUUACUGAUGCUUGCGAACCCAUUUUAGCCUAAUAUGCACGUGGGAAGUGUCUACAGUAUUCCAAAAUGAACCUCCAAAUUAAUCUCUACAAGAAUGCUUGGUUAUACUAUAUAUUACCUCUGAAAGAAGAGAAAACUCUGAAUAAAGGACACUUUCGCUGUUCCCAACGUGUCCCUUAUUUAGAGGAUUCCUACUGACCAAUUAGUGGAGAGUUUCCUCUCGUUUUGACUCUGAUUGGUUGUCCGUACUCCACCUCGACAUGGGAGUAGGCUUCCUCCUCACCCCAGAGACAGAGUACCCCGGAGUGAGUAGGGGUAACGAGAGAAGAGAGCUG